AUGUCAUCAAUCCGUUGUACCCUCCUUUUGUUAUGUUUGUCACUCAACCUUUCCACCAUCUCGGCCACUACUUCACAUCUUUCACUCCGAGACCUUCGACCUCGAAUGAUGGGGGGAGGUGGCCCCCCAGGUGGCGGCAAAAAAGGCGGCGAUGAUGCUCCAAAGAAGCCAGGUGGUGGUGGACCUCCAGGUGCUGGUGGUGGUGGUGCUGCUGCUGCUGCGCCUGCGGCUGGUGGUGGCGGUGGUGGGGGAGGAGAAUGUGGGAAAUAUGCGAUUGUCAGUGCCAGAGGAACCGGCGAAAAGCAAAAGAAUCCUACGGGAUAUGCUGGCUUUAUAAAGGGUUUAAUGAAGCAGGUGGCAGGUGGAUCAAAUUAUGAAGUCGUUUAUCCAGCUACUACGGAUUACAAUAAUGGACCUAAGCAAGGUGCAAAUGACGCGAUGAAAUACAUCACCAAUCGGAAGGGCAAAUGCGGGUCGUCGAAGUUGGUCUUGAUCGGAUAUUCGGAGGGCGCGAUGGUGAUCACCCAAUUAUUGAACAAGCAAGGCUUUCCAGCAGAUCUGGUCUCUUCAAUCGUCCUGUAUGGAAAUCCUUAUUGGAUAGCGGGGAAACAAUGGAACGCCGGAACGGCGAAAAGUGGAAAAAGUAUUGCCGCAAUGACUGGAAUCAAGCUUCCUCCUAACUUUGGUCCUAAGACACAGGAUGUCUGCUUGACUGGUGAUAUGAUCUGUUGUGGAGGUUCAAUGGGACCUCAUCUCAAAUAUCCUGGAAGCCAAUAUGAGAAAGAAGCAAUCUCAUUCUCCGCAAAACUCCUCAAUGGAGGUGGCCCUGCCGCGGGUGGUGCAUCAGGCGGUGGUGCAUCAGGCGGGGCAGGGGGCUCACCGGGCGGAGGAGCAGGGGGUCCACCAGGCGGGGCACCGAAGAAGGGCAUGGGCGGCGAUGGAGCAGGAGCAGGGGGUCCACCAGGCGGAGCACCAAAGAAGGCCGGGGGCGGCGAAGGCAUGACGAAAAUGGGAGGCAAAAUGUGA
Molecule: messenger RNA, 1026 nt
Organism: Melampsora larici-populina 98AG31
Lineage: Eukaryota; Fungi; Basidiomycota; Pucciniomycetes; Pucciniales; Melampsoraceae
Product: family 5 carbohydrate esterase
Exons: 3
Coding region: 1-1026 (341 amino acids)
Molecular function (GO): hydrolase activity
Source: RefSeq, a predicted model, not a curated record